Messenger RNA from Necator americanus (New World hookworm), 741 nucleotides. RefSeq lists its product as uncharacterized. Lineage: Eukaryota; Metazoa; Nematoda; Chromadorea; Rhabditida; Ancylostomatidae. The record is from RefSeq and is a predicted model, not a curated record. The transcript is spliced from 8 exons. The coding region runs from base 1 to 741 and encodes 246 amino acids.
AUGAGGGUCUUGAUACUGAUCACUUUUGUCGCAGGGGUUGGUUCGCAAUGCAUUCAUAUACGAUGUAAUUCCACAUUGACACCUACACCCUGUUGGAACUGUUCAGAAUGUAGAGAAAGGUCCACCAGUUUUUGUCUUACUUCGAAGGCACUGAAAUGUGGAUGUGCGACAGGUGUUGGAAACGAUUGUCGCCGGGUGAAUACCGUACUCCCAGAUGACAUCAGGGUCUGUAAAGUUCGCGAAACUGCAAUAGUUCCUACUCCAUCUGUUCGUCCCCAAGGUAAAACAUCUAUCUCGGUAGUUGUGCCGCGAUUUUUCAGUUUACCACCGUUUGACACAUUACACCCGUCAAAACUUACGUUGUUGGCGGAUUAUGCUACAAAGGAAGAACCUGCCUGCGAAGAACUUCCUUCCAUUACAGCUCAAAAAUGGGGUAAUAACCAUUGCACAUUACGUAUUCGCCUAUCAAUGCCUGGCAUCGAUCACAAAUCAGAUGAUCAUUACUACUAUGAUGAUCAGACACCACUCGAGUCCGAGUAUUCGAUGGAUCUAUUCGAAAACUCGGAAUGGGUACGAUUCUUCGUUCAAAUCAACGUAGAAAGACCUUUAAAACUAUCAGGCGAAACAGUAAUAUUUUCAUCUUUACUUCGAUCUGAAGCAGCACUUUACACGUUUACUGGAUCUCCUGGAAAUCAUUCUAAUUCUACAUCAAAAAUGAACAACGCCACAACUGCCCAAUAA